This is a messenger RNA of Rattus rattus (black rat), 1738 nucleotides long. RefSeq names its product LIM homeobox 6 (gene Lhx6). Gene Ontology annotation, cellular component: nucleus. The record is from RefSeq and is a predicted model, not a curated record. NCBI's taxonomy places the organism in Eukaryota, Metazoa, Chordata, Mammalia, Rodentia, Muridae. Gene Ontology annotation, molecular function: DNA-binding transcription factor activity, RNA polymerase II-specific; RNA polymerase II transcription regulatory region sequence-specific DNA binding. The transcript has 10 exons. Bases 264 to 1442 code for a protein of 392 amino acids. Gene Ontology annotation, biological process: forebrain neuron development; regulation of transcription by RNA polymerase II; neuron differentiation.
GGAGGCGGCGGCAGCCGCAGAGGCAGCUGCAGGGACCUCUCCAAGUUUGUCGGGACCUUCUUCAGAGGCAGUGGUGCCGGCAGCCAGGGAGGCCAGGACUGCGCUCAGACCGGGGGAGGAGGGCUGGGGCUGGGCCCGGGGCGGCGGGGCCGGAGCCUGGGUUCUCCAGCUCUCGCAUCAGCCUCUGCCCACAGGGCGCCCGAGGCCGCACUCCGCGCUGCUCUUUGCACUGCGCGCCCUUCGAGCCCUCGGUUCCCGGGCCCAUGUACUGGAAGCAUGAGAGCGCCGCCCCGGCGCUGCCCGAGGGCUGCCGGUUACCGGCGGAGGGCGGCCCCACCACCGACCAGGUGAUGGCCCAGCCAGGGUCCGGCUGCAAAGCGACCACCCGCUGUCUUGAAGGGACCGCUCCGCCUGCCAUGGCUCAGUCAGACGCCGAGGCCUUGGCAGGCGCUCUGGACAAGGACGAAGGUAGAGCCUCCCCAUGUACGCCCAGCACACCCUCUGUCUGCUCGCCGCCCUCUGCAGCCUCUUCCGUGCCGUCUGCUGGCAAGAAUAUCUGCUCCAGUUGCGGUCUCGAGAUCCUGGACCGGUAUCUGCUCAAGGUCAACAACCUCAUCUGGCACGUGCGGUGCCUCGAGUGCUCCGUGUGUCGCACAUCGCUGAGGCAGCAGAAUAGCUGCUACAUCAAGAACAAGGAGAUCUACUGCAAGAUGGACUACUUCAGCCGAUUUGGAACCAAGUGUGCCCGGUGCGGCAGACAAAUCUAUGCCAGUGACUGGGUGCGGCGCGCGCGCGGCAAUGCCUACCACCUGGCCUGCUUCGCUUGCUUUUCCUGCAAGCGCCAGCUAUCCACGGGCGAGGAAUUCGGCCUGGUUGAGGAGAAGGUGCUUUGCCGCAUCCAUUACGACACCAUGAUCGAGAACCUCAAGAGGGCCGCCGAGAACGGGAACGGUCUCACGUUGGAGGGGGCAGUGCCCUCGGAACAGGACAGUCAGCCCAAGCCAGCUAAGCGCGCGCGGACGUCCUUCACCGCAGAGCAAUUGCAGGUUAUGCAGGCUCAGUUCGCGCAGGACAACAACCCCGACGCGCAGACGCUGCAGAAGCUAGCGGACAUGACGGGCCUCAGUCGCAGGGUCAUCCAGGUGUGGUUUCAAAACUGCCGAGCGCGUCAUAAAAAGCAUACACCGCAGCACCCAGUGCCGCCCUCUGGGGCACCCCCGUCCCGCCUCCCCUCCGCCCUGUCCGACGACAUCCACUAUUCUCCGUUCAGCAGCCCAGAGCGGGCACGCAUGGUCACCUUGCACGGCUACAUCGAGAGUCAGGUACAGUGCGGGCAGGUGCACUGCCGACUGCCUUACACCGCGCCCCCUGUCCACCUCAAAGCCGACAUGGAUGGGCCGCUCUCCAGCCGGGGUGAGAAGGUCAUCCUUUUUCAGUACUAACUCUGCCGGCCCUUGCACAUCUGUCCAUGGGCACCACACAGCUGCCCCUCAGCCGCUGAGCAUCCAGCGUCCAGCUGUGGCCAGGGAUCCACCGCCUCUGCACACACCCGCCUCACCCGCUGCCGCCCUGCCCUCUGCCAGUGGCCCCAUCAACCCAGGCCCGGUAUUUCCCUCUCCUGCUGAGAACCAGAACGCGCCAGGAGCAGCAGAGUCCCUCUCUGGGAAGGCAGGCUCCCUGAAAUGUGGUAUCAGCAUGAAAACAAGCAGCCUGUCUUUCCUCAUCAGCUGGGAGUCUU